ACUUAUUUUUCUCUUCCUUGGGAAAAAAACAAAAUUCUCCCACUCAGCUUUUUUCCACAGCCACACCCAAACCCAACCAACGAACAACCAAACAAAUCCACUCCACACACCCACCUUUUUCAGUUUUCGCACUUCUUCCUCGUAACUCUCACCUCAUCGCCGGAACCCUAGUUCGAUCCGCCGGAAAUCGAAUCCGCCGAGAGUAGAUGACUGUACGAUUGGGGAAUAGGUGAGAUCAAAAGGGUUGGAUUUCCUCGCCGGAUGGAGGGAGGUAGCGUCUCUAGACUUACUUGUUCUGGGAUUCACCCAUGGAUUAUGAUGACAAUGAUUUUCAAAACCAGAAUCUCCAUUUAGCUGGUGAAGGGAGCGCCAAAUUUCCUCCGGUAUUAAGGCCAUAUGCUCUCCCCAAGUUUGAUUUUGAUGAAAGCCUUCAAGCGAAUUUAAGAUUUGAUAGUUUAGUAGAAACUGAAGUUUUUCUUGGCAUUGAAAGUAACGAAGAUAACCAGUGGAUUGACACUUUCUCCCGAGGGGGUAGUGGCAUAGAGUUCAGUUCAACUGCAGCUGAGUCUUGCUCUAUAUCAAGGCAUGGCAAUGUUUGGUCUGAGGCUACUUCCUCAGAAUCUGUUGAAAUGCUUUUGAAAUCUGUUGGACAGGAGGACUAUAUUCCUAGACAAACAGUUAUUCAGGAAUCAGAUGCCUGUGAUGAACUGGCCUGCUUAGCUAAGCAAAUGGACACCAAUCCAAAAUUUGAUGAUAAAAAUGAAUUUAAACAUAGUGUUUCAGAUUUACAUCCACCUGGUGGCACCCAUACUAGUUUUUCUGGAUUGAAAGAGGAUGUAGGAAUGGAGAAGCCUCAGGGUGGAGUCUCCCAAGGUCAUGAUGGGGAAUUAUCCAUUGAUGGAACUUCAAGUAACCCUGAACUAAGUGAUAUCUGCAGAAAUAUUGACUUGCCCGUGUCUGAGGGGAGCCUGACUCUUGAUACCAAUGACAAAAAUAACAAUACAAACCAAAGACAAGUUGAGACUGUUGAUGAUGACUCACAUCAUGGCAAAACUCAAGAUGAUUCAUCUGCAGUGCAAACUAAUAUUGCUGAAUCAUGUAUGAAAAAUAUGGGUGAUGACAAGCGAGAUCCUUUACAAGCACAAACUAAUAAUCAAGAUUUGGAAUCUUCUGUGAUGGAUAAAGAAGCUGUUGUGGACACACAGACUCUGGAUCGAGGCAUGGUUGGGGGUGAUGCACAUCAUUUGGAUAAACCCUUUUGUUCAAUCCCCACAGAAGAACAUUUGGAAGGUAGAGGUGUAGUUGAAGGUCUUGAGACUGGGAUAAGUAGUUUAGAGAGUUCCUUAAGAAUGGAAUCUGUUGCUGUUUCGCAGAAAGUUGAAAAAAGCAGUGAAGAUAUGUGUUUCAGUGCUCUGUCUCAGAACAUUGUAAGUGAAGAUGUAAUGUUGCUUAACGAUGUGGUAAUGGAUGACCAAUCUGUACCAAAUACAACUGAAUUGCCAAAACCUUCAAUUAAAGAUGAUUCUAUCUCUGAGGGGCAAGCGGUUGAGGUUAGUAAUUUACAUUGUGAGAAUUUUCCCAAUAUGCAGCAGAAUGUGGAUGUCAUGGAGAAGACGACAUACGAUGUCGGCAGUGUUACUAAGGAAGAUGAGCUAUUGAACACUGGUGAUAUUGUGAUUUUGUCAGGCAAGGCAUCUGUGCUUACUGCAGAGGAAAGUAACAUUUCCACUAUUAAUGAAGGAAAUAGUGAAAAUAUGGUAGGAAGUUUUUCAAGUAGCAGUGUGAUGGCCUUUUCAACAAAAUCUUCCAUUUUGGGUGAGUCUACUCAAAUAUGUGUAAACAAUGAACCUGACAGACAGAAUGACCAUGAAAAAUGUGAUCAAGAUGUCUCUGUAAAUGAUCAGGAUGAACUAUUGAACAUUGGUAAUCACGUGGAUACAGUUAAUUUGUCAAGCAAGUCUGAGGCAUCUAUGUUUACUGCUGAGGAAAAUAACAUUUCCUCUAUCAGUGAAGGAAAUAGUGGCAAAAAGGUAGAAGGUUUUUCAAGUUGCAAUGUGAUGGAUUUUUCAACAAAAUCUUCCAUUUUGGGCGAGUCUACUCAAAUAUGUGUAAGCAAUGAAUCUGAUGGACAGCAUGACCAGGAAAACUGCGAUCAAGUUGUCUCUGUCAAUGAUCAGGAGAAUGAAAGGGUUCCUUCUGAUUCUAGCCAGAAGCAUUGUGAUGUUGAUAUGGGUGUUGUUUCAUCAUCUAUUAGUGAAGGUAGCAUGGAAAUCGAGUUGACAACUUCCACAGUAUCAAUCGAUGUCACACCUGUCAAUAAUUCAGUUUCACAAGUUGUUUCAGAAAAUAAUAGUUUGACAUCACAUGAGAUUGUAGACAUUCCACCUUCUAGCAAAGUUGUUUCCACUCAUGAAGUUACUAGUCACAAUGAAUUUCAAGGGAUAACUCCUGUUGGAUAUUCUUCUGCUGAGGAAAAGAGAGAAUUUACAGCAAAAGCUGAGGAAGCAGGCACAUCUACCCUUGUUGGAUCUUCUGAACUGGAAACUGCUCCUUGUCCUGUCACAGGAACUGAAAAACAUCAUUCUUCUGAUACUUCAAGGCUAUUGUUACGUGACAGUGAUUGCCAGCACAAUGUAGGGACUAGUGCUAUAAAGAUUGGUGAACCUCAAGGAACAGCAAAUGAUAAAGUUAUUCAGGAAUGUGCAAAAGAGACUGGUAUGCCUCAAGUUCUAUGUGCAUCAUCUGAGAAACAGAGUGAUGGUGUUACAGUUUCUUUAGUUAAGGAUGGCAAGGAUACUGUGCAGGAGAAUCCUGACGAGUCUUCCUCAGAAAAAUUAGGAGGUGGAAGCCUUUCCCAAACUGAAAAGGACAAAAAUCAAGUUGAGGCUUCUGCUAAUCAGAACACCCAAGUUUCUGAGGUGAUAAAUGGUGGUCCGAAAAAUACAUUGUCUACUGCUGAAGAUCUAAAGGAGAAUAAUGCAUCUAAAGAUGAAAGAAGGUCAACUCCUGAGGUAAAUUCAGUGAUUGAUUUGUCCAAAAAGGAUGUUGCAGAUGAUGUUGGCAAGAUGCAACCAAUUCCUGUUACUGAAACCGUCAAAACAUCAUCAGCUAUGGAGGGAUCUCCUUCAACUUUUGGGCGAGGUCCCUCAAAAACCAAAUCUGUUGGAGAGGUAGCAACAAAUGGUGCUUCUAAAGCUACGGCUGAGCGCAAAACUAGGCGAGCAUCUAAUAAGAGUGCUGGAAAGGAAUCUUCUAGAAGAGGAAGUCAUGCAAAGGACACUAAACUGGCUAGACAGACUGAUAGAGGUGAUAAAUCAACCAAAGUUUCCCUGAGCCCAUCUCCUGGUUUUCAGAUGAUGCAGUCAAAUGAGGUGCAGCAGUUUGGGCAUAUUGACUCAAAUAGUACAAAGUCAUUUGCUGUUGUAAAUACUUCAACAUAUAGCAUUCCAGAUUUGAACACUUCUGCUUCUCCACCUGUUUUGUUUCAUCAGCCUUUCACAGAUCAGCAGCAAGUACAAUUACGUGCACAGAUCUUUGUAUAUGGAGCUUUGAUUCAAGGCAUGGUACCAGAUGAGGCUUAUAUGAUAUCAGCUUUUGGAGGAUCAGAUGGUGGAAGGAGCCUUUGGGAUAAUGCUUGGCGUGCCUGCAUGGAAAGGCAACAUGGUCAAAAAUCUCAUCCUGCUAACCCAGAAACACCUCUGCAAUCACGAUCUGUUGCUAGAACCUCUGAUUUGCCACAUAAGCAAAGUGCUGCUCAAGCGAAAGGUAUCUCUUCGCCACUUGGUCGAACCAGCAGCAAGGCUACUCCCCCAAUUGUAAACCCCUUAAUACCUCUUUCAUCUCCACUUUGGAGUCUAUCAACUCUAGGUCUAGGUAGUGAUUCCCUGCAAUCUAGUGCCAUUGCAAGAGGUUCUGUCAUGGAUUAUCCACAAGCAAUUACUCCAUUACACCCUUAUCAAACUACUCCUGUGAGGAAUUUUCUUGGACAUAACACACCUUGGAUGUCCCAAACCCCCCUUCGAGGACCAUGGAUUGGUUCUCCAACUCCUGCACCUGACAAUAGCACCCAUAUUUCUGCAUCACCUGCCUCAGAUACAAUUAAGCUAGGUUCAGUCAAAGGAUCUCUGCCUCCUUCCUCUGUCAUAAAGAAUAUUACUUCCAGUCUCCCUACUUCCAGUACAGGUUUGCAAAGUAUCUUUGCAGGAACUGCCUCUCUGCUUGAUGCAAACAAUGUGACAGUAUCACCUGCUCAACACUCUUCAGAUCCAAAGCCCAGAAAAAGAAAAAAAGUUGUGGUCUCUGAGGAUCUAGGCCAGAGGGCUUUUCAAUCACUGGCUCCUGCUGUCGGUAGCCAUACAUCUACUCCUGUUGCAGUUGUGGUCCCUGUUGGGAAUGUGCCAAUAACUACUAUUGAAAAGUCAGUUGUGUCUGUAUCUCCUCUUGCUGAUCAAUCCAAAAAUGAUCAGAAUGUUGAGAAGAGGAUUAUGUCAGAUGAGUCUCUUUUGAAAGUUAAGGAGGCCAGGGUACAUGCAGAGGAAGCUUCUGCUCUCUCUGCUGCUGCAGUGAAUCAUAGCCUAGAGUUAUGGAAUCAGUUGGAUAAACAUAAAAAUUCUGGGUUGAUGCCUGAUAUUGAGGCUAAAUUAGCUUCUGCAGCAGUUGCCGUUGCAGCUGCUGCAGCCAUUGCGAAGGCAGCAGCAGCAGCUGCCAAUGUUGCCUCAAAUGCUUCUCUUCAAGCAAAACUAAUGGCUGAUGAAGCAUUGCUUUCAUCUGGUUAUAAUAAUUCCAGCCAAAGUAAUCAAAUUUGUCUUUCUGAGGGUACCAAUAACUUAGGAAAAGCAACCCCUGCUUCCAUCUUGAAAGGUGCUAAUGGAACCAAUAGUCCUGGUUCUAUCAUUGUUGCUGCCAAGGAAGCUGUUAAAAGGAGAGUGGAAGCUGCUUCAGCUGCCACCAAAAGAGCUGAAAAUAUGGAUGCCAUUGUGAAGGCUGCUGAGCUGGCAGCAGAAGCUGUAUCUCAAGCAGGAAAAAUUGUAACUAUGGGUGAUCCUUUGCCAAUAAGUCAGUUGGUAGAAGCUGGCCCAGAGGGAUGUUUGAAAGCAACCCGAGAGUCUUCUCAGCAAGUUGGAUUAUUCAAAGACAUUACCAGAGAUAUGGUGAACAUUAAUGUGAGAGAUAUUCCUGAAACUUCUUAUACACAUAACAGAGACAUUUUAUCUGGUGGCAUUUCUGCUAGUAUUAAGAUCAAUGAAAAGAAUUCAAGAGGACCAAAGGGACGCAAGGUUGUUUCUAAUUUAGUCAAGCCUAUUCAUGUGGUUCCUGGAUCUGAGCCUGAAAUUCAGGCUCCUUUUACUGUUAAUAAUGGAUCUGAAAAUCUGGUGGAAAGUAGCAUCAUCAAGGAGGGCUUACUUGUAGAGGUUUUCAAAGAUGAGGAAGGGUUUAAAGCUGCAUGGUUCUCAGCCAAUAUUUUGACUUUGAGGGAUGAUAAAGCUUAUGUAGGCUACACUUCACUUGUAGCUGCUGAAGGUGCAGGGCCAUUAAAGGAAUGGGUUUCACUUGUAUGUGAUGGAGACAAACACCCCAGAAUACGUACUGCUCGUCCUCUUAAUACUUUACAAUAUGAAGGAACAAGAAAGAGACGUAGAGCUGCUAUGGGAGAUUAUGCAUGGUCUGUUGGGGAUAGAGUUGAUGCAUGGAUACAAGAAAGCUGGUGGGAAGGAGUCAUCACAGCGAAGAAUAAAAAAGAUGAAACAACAUUUACUGUUCACUUUCCUGCUAGUGGAGAAACGUUGGUUGUUAGAGCUUGGCAUCUCCGUCCAUCCCUUAUCUGGAAGGAUGGGAAAUGGAUUGAAUCUUCCAAAGUGGGGGCAAAUGACAGUUCUACCCAUGAGGGUGAUACACCAAUCGAAAAACGACCUAAAUUGGGUAGUCAUGCGGUAGAUGUAAAAGGGAAAGACAAGAUGUCAAAAGGCAGUGAUGCUGUGGAGUCAGCAAAACCUGAUGAGAUGAAAUUACUUAAUUUGGCUGAAAACGAUAAAGUGUUUAAUAUUGGUAAGAGCAGCAAGAAUGAAAAUAAAUUUGAUGCACACAGAAUGGUGAGGACUGGUCUUCAAAAAGAAGGAUCAAAAGUAAUUUUUGGUGUUCCUAAACCGGGGAAGAAAAGGAAAUUUAUGGAAGUAAGCAAGCAUUACGUGGCACAUGAAAACAGUAAGAUCAGUGAUAGAAAUGAUUCAGUUAAACUUGCAAAUUUCUUGAUGCCUCCAAGUUCCGGACCUAGAGGAUGGAAAAAUAGUUCCAAAAAUGAUGCCAAAGAGAAACAUGGAGCUGACUCCAAGCCAAAGACAAGUCAUACUGAAAGGAUUAAGGAUUCUUCAAAUCAAUUCAAGAAUGCUUCCCAGAGUGAAAGUAAGGUGGAGAGAGCACCUCACUCUGCAAGUGAUGGAGCAACAGGAUCAAUCUUGUUUUCAACGCUGGCAACUUCGGUGGAUGCUCAUCCCACUAAAAGAGCAUCCUCAUCAAGAGCAAGUAAAGGGAAACUUGCGCCUGCCCAUAUUAAAUCAGGUAAAGGUGAGAUGGAAAAGGCUUUAAAUGACAAUCCCAUGAAAUCAGCAUCCGACGUGGUUGAGCCCCGGAGAUCCAAUCGCAGGAUCCAGCCAACAUCAAGACUAUUAGAAGGAUUGCAGAGCUCUUUGAUCAUCUCAAAGAUUCCUUCGGUUUCACAUAAUCGUAAUACUAAGAGUUAAAUGGAAGGGAGCUUGCAAUGAUGCGGUACAGUUAAAAGACCGGCCUGUUAUUUAGAUGACCGACAUACCUAGCAUAGAUGUGUAUAUUUAUAAUAGAGAACCAACCUAGGAAUGGAAUGGAAAUUCUUGCUUCCUAUGUUUUAGGCGGACUAUAGUUCAGUAGACGGUCGGUCAUAUUGAUUUUUUAGUAUUUAUUUAAAUUUGAAUGUGAUUUGAUCCGUAGGCUGUGCUGUAUAUCGAUAUUCUCCAUGUUACCUUGGUGGUAGAGGUUUGUUUGUUCUUCAAAUGAUAACAUAACGGGAUGCUCUACAUGCCAAUUGCUGCAUUCAUUGGCUGUCGGCUAGUACCUUCUCUUCCA
Molecule: messenger RNA, 7095 nt
Organism: Glycine soja
Lineage: Eukaryota; Viridiplantae; Streptophyta; Magnoliopsida; Fabales; Fabaceae
Exons: 17
Coding region: 309-6737 (2142 amino acids)
Source: RefSeq, a predicted model, not a curated record